Messenger RNA from Geodia barretti, 840 nucleotides. The record is from the annotation of a GenBank genome assembly. Lineage: Eukaryota; Metazoa; Porifera; Demospongiae; Tetractinellida; Geodiidae.
AUGGUCGAUGGAUUCGGAAAUGAAGUCACCGUAGCAGGGCCUUCGGUUCCGAUCGAAAUAUUGGGUUUGAACGGUGUUCCAGAGUCCGGACAACAGUUCGAGGUCGUCGAUGACGAGAAGGAAGCGCGUCAGCGAAUCGACACGCGCCUUCGGCAGGAAAAUCGGCGUCACGACACUGGUAGGCCAUCGACGGUUGCAGAAGUACUUAGGCACCGACAAAGUUACGAUGCUGCAGAGCUCAACCUGGUCGCCAAAACGGGUGCACAGGGUACCAUCGACGCGGUCCGCCGCGCCGUCGACGGGUUGUCCUCACCGGAUGUUCAAGUCAAAUUGCUGCACGCCGCGACGGGCCCGAUUUCAGAGUCGGACGUAAUGCUCGCGUCAGCAUCCGACGCCAUGAUCGUAGGAUUCGAAACUACCGUUGAAACCGCGGCGUCCAGGUUAGCCAACCAGGAAGGUGUCCCGAUCCGGACGUACGACAUCAUCUACACGAUGAUCGAUGACGUGAAGCAGGCUGCUGCCCGACUCACUGAACCCGAGCGACAAGAGGUAGUCCUUGGCCGUGCAACGGUGUUGGAGGUCUUCGCGCAUGGUCGGAGGGAACGCAUCGCUGGUGUCAGGGUCAAUUCGGGAUUGAUGCGUCGCAACGCACGGAUGACCGUGACGCGGCGUGGCGAGGAUAUCUUCGAGGGUGCCGUCUCGUCGAUGCGACAUUUCGACGAAAACGUCAGAGAGAUCGCCACCAACUAUGAAGGUGGUAUUGUGCUCGAUGGGUUCCACGAAUACCAAGAAGGUGACAUCAUCACCUGCUACGAGAUGCGAACGGUUCAGGAUCGAUAG